AUGAACUUGAAAUCCACAACCAAGGGAUGCGGAACACCACUUGCGAGCGUCAUUCGAAGAGACCUUCCUUGGAGGUUGGUUGAUGAGUUGGAGAACUUCAUUCUGGUCCUCCGCAAUUGGAAUAAGCUAAACCAUCAUGAAAUACUGAACGGGGAUUACACAUUUGAUUUAGAUGCUUUACCGGUCAAAUUUUACCGGUCAACUGGUUCUCUACGUGUCCACGAGAAUGAAUCCCCUGAAUCGGAGCUCAACGCAGCAAUGCGGUAUCUCACUGAGAUUAUUUGGAAGGAAGGAGGGUUUCGCUUUACACCUCCAGAGGCUACAGCGCCCGGUCUCCAAAACUCUACGUAUACAUACCACUGCUCCCAAGAUGCUAUGCAUACCAAAGGCGAUCAAUCUACAGAGGAGCUAGAGAAGCAACGGGAUGGUCGACGCAUGGAUCGAUUCCCAUGCGAGAGCCAGCUCAACAUACGCCCCUGCUUACAACGUCGAACCCUUUCCGUUUCAAUCCACCACAUAUGGCAUAUGCCCGCAGAACCUGACAUCUCCAACAGUGAAUCCGAGUCCUUCGAAAUUGCAUCGGAGUCUUCCGGGUUUGAAUCAGAGUCUGACUCUGACUACCGUGAAAGCGAAGGCGAAUCGGAGCCGGACGCUAAACCAUUCCACGUCCGCGCGGCAGAAUAUUUGAAGAUGAUGCGAGAAUUCAUAGAGCAUUUUGAUGAGGAAAAGGCAAAUGGGAAUUUCGAGUAA
Molecule: messenger RNA, 750 nt
Organism: Penicillium bovifimosum
Lineage: Eukaryota; Fungi; Ascomycota; Eurotiomycetes; Eurotiales; Aspergillaceae
Exons: 2
Coding region: 1-750 (249 amino acids)
Source: RefSeq, a predicted model, not a curated record